UAUACACCGCUCUACCCGCUGACAUUGAUGCUGCUUUCGACUUUGGAUUUGCUGAAAGAGAAAUCUUAGAGUUAAGCUCGCCUUUGUAUAUUUACUUACUUCUGUCAUAUUAUUAUGUAUUAUUGGUAUGUAUAUUAAAUUAUAAAAUAAUAAAUAAUUAUUAUAUAAUAACUUUCAGAUUCAAAUGGCCUUUUCUAUGCAUUUUAAUGUUAUUUAUGGGCAUGAUUUUUGAAGUAAUCUUUCUGAUUCAUUACGUUCUUAUCAAAGACUAUGCGUUAGCAACGGAAUGCUCUUUUUAUUUCUUACUCCUAGGAAUGAUUAUCGCUGUGUAUGGUGGCGUACUUUGCAAUAGGAACAAAAUUUUUCAACUAAUAGACGACAUGAACAAUGACUUUGUUUUCAUUCGUACAAUGGAAUCUAAAUACAGAAAUUGUUUUCUAGAGGGCCAGUUGCUCAUACAUAAAUCCUGCUGUAUAUGGUACACCUUUACAACGAUCAUUGUUGUCCUGUACAUUUUAUUGAUCUUAAGCUCUCUGGUGAUGCUCGGUUUAUUUAAAGCCGACAGUGAUGUAAACAGACCUCUACUGUUCCCCAUGUGGUUGCCUGCUGAUGAUCCGUACAGAACACCAAACUAUGAAAUCUUCCUGUUUUUUCAAGUGUAUUUUUUGAUUAUUGUGUAUCAAACAUUUUCUGGGUACAUUUAUAUGCUAUUUCACGUCUUAUUGCAUUACUACUGCAUCUUGGAUAUGAUUAUCAAGGAUUUUGAAGUAAUAUUUGAUGACCUGAACGAAUCAGUAUCUUACAUACUUCCGAAGAAACCACUACGUAAACAAGUGCAGUUUACACUGAACAGAAGAAUAAAACGGAUAGUUGACUGGCAUCGCGCAGUAUUUAAGGCCGUAAAAACAGUAUCGUCCAUAUUUGGCCCACCUCUAAUCUAUCAAGUGAUGUGCUCUGCGGUUUUUAUAUGUUUGCUGACUUAUCAAAUCGCUGAGAGUUUGAAAAAAGGAGAAAUCAAUAUAAUUUUUAUAAUGUUGCUGAUGGCCGCCAUCCUUCAGUUGUGGAUACCAUGUUAUAUCGGUACCUUACUACGAGAUAAAGGAUACGCUGUAGGCGAUGCGUGUUGGAACAGCGGGUGGCAUAAGACGCGUCUCAGCACACUGAUCCGCGCCGACAUGGUGCUCGUGAUACAACGCUCGCAGCAAGCUGUAGCUAUCAAGUUCAUAGGGUUGCCACAAUUGCAGUUGGAGACAUUUUCUUCGGUUAUGAGUACUUCAUAUUCCUACUUUAACAUGCUUAGACAAUAUAAUUCAGAAUCUUAAACCCUAAUAUUAAUAACUCAUAUAGAGUAAGAAAUCAAAAUGACUUUAUUUUAUAAUUUAUUAAAUAUAAUAUAUGUAUAUUGCAUAAUUUUAAAUUAUUAAUUUAGUAAUUAAGUAUGAACACUGAUAACACUAAUAAAACUAUUGUUUUGUUUUAUUUAGUAUUGGGAACCUUUAUGCUCUGGUAAUAAAAAAUAUAUUGUAACAGGA
Molecule: messenger RNA, 1532 nt
Organism: Galleria mellonella (greater wax moth)
Lineage: Eukaryota; Metazoa; Arthropoda; Insecta; Lepidoptera; Pyralidae
Product: odorant receptor 13a-like
Exons: 7
Coding region: 207-1322 (371 amino acids)
Biological process (GO): sensory perception of smell; detection of chemical stimulus involved in sensory perception of smell
Cellular component (GO): plasma membrane
Molecular function (GO): olfactory receptor activity; odorant binding
Source: RefSeq, a predicted model, not a curated record